Messenger RNA from Fundulus heteroclitus (mummichog), 1495 nucleotides. Its product is annotated as guanine nucleotide-binding protein G(o) subunit alpha-like. The transcript is spliced from 10 exons. Gene Ontology annotation, cellular component: heterotrimeric G-protein complex. Bases 257 to 1342 code for a protein of 361 amino acids. The record is from RefSeq and is a predicted model, not a curated record. Lineage: Eukaryota; Metazoa; Chordata; Actinopteri; Cyprinodontiformes; Fundulidae. Gene Ontology annotation, biological process: adenylate cyclase-modulating G protein-coupled receptor signaling pathway. Gene Ontology annotation, molecular function: guanyl nucleotide binding; G-protein beta/gamma-subunit complex binding; G protein-coupled receptor binding.
UAAGUGUGAUGGGCUUUUAUUUUGACAGAAAGCUGGACUAGUGUGUUUCUAAUUAGACCGAUUACCAUCGCCGUUUUUUUUGUUUUGUUUUGUUUGCUUGACAUCAAGAACAACAAAAAAAAAAGCAGCUGGAAAGACGAAUAUCAACAAAAGAGGGAUGUUUUGUUGUAUAAAAAUUCUCCCUCUGCCUCUAAAGGUUAUUUAGACAUCACUGGGAUUUAAAUGGGGAAAUGUUGCUGUUUCCCCUCAGAUCUGCAUGGGACUGUGCCUCCAGCAGGAUAUCUCAGAGGAGAAUAAGAAAGCCAAAAUAAAGAGCUCUGUAAUCGAACAGGACCUUUGUGAACAAGCCAGGGCUGAAAGGGAUGUAAUAAAAAUCCUCAUGCUUGGAGCUGCAGAGAGUGGAAAGAGCACAAUAAUCAGACAGAUCAAGAUCAUGCACAGCCGGGGCUUCUCCAACCAGGAACUUCUUAGUUUCAAGCCUGCAGUGUUGGAUAACCUUCUGACCUCCAUGAAGAUUGUUCUGCAAGGAAUGGGCAAGCUGCGGAUAAACCUCGCCAACAAGAAGAACAAGAUCCAGGCCCGCUCCAUUCUGUCCUGCAGCCAGUGUUUGGGAGACGACCAGGAGCUGCUCCCCUUUGUGGCGCAAGCCUUCUGCGCCCUUUGGGCCGACCAAGGGGUGAGGGCCGCCGCAGCCAGAGGAUACGAGUACGAGCUCAACGACUCUGCCCUCUAUUUCUUUCAGAACAUAAGUCGAAUCAUCUCCCUAAACUACGUUCCCACUGAGACGGAUGUCCUGAGAGUCAGAGUGAGGACCUGUGGCAUCAUUGAGACACAGUUUCAAGUCGAUGAAACAAUCUUUAGACUGUUUGAUGUUGGUGGCCAGCGAAGUGAAAGGAGAAAGUGGCUGAGCUGCUUUGAUUCCGUUCACGCCUUGCUGUUCGUCGUGGCCCUCAGCAGCUAUGAUCAGACGUUGUUGGAGGAUCCAUCAGUGAAUCGGCUUCAGGAAAGUCUGGAACUGUUUUCAUCAGUCUGCACAAACGCAGUCUUCCAGAAAACCUCACUGCUUUUGUUCCUGAACAAAACCGAUCUUUUCCGGGAGAAGAUCCUGCACUCUAGGAGACACUUGAGGUUUUAUCUUUCAUGCUAUCAAGGAGCAGACUGUGACGUGGAUGCUGCCGCCCGCCAUCUUGCUGCCGUUUUCGCAGCCUGCAACGUGGACUCAACCAGGCCUGUGUACCAGCACUUCACCACGGCCACCGACACUGAAAGCAUGAGGGAGGUCUUCCACAUGGUCAUUGAUCAGAUCAUCAAGGAAAACCUGGCAGCUGUCCAGCUGUUCUAGGACUCCUCUAUACUCUAUGUUUAAGCAUUGUUUAUCAUUUUAAUUCUAUUUUUAUUUAUUUAAGCUUUUUAUUUAUUUCAACUUUUAUUUCACUUGACAACAGUUCUUUAAACUGUGCUGUUUUUAAUAUGAUGCUUUUUAAAUAAAAUAUUU